UACACGGGGCUUCCCUUUUCUCGCUGUAAUUGUGUGGAGGUUUCCUCGUGUCGCUCAGUUCCAGAGACACCUUCCGCGAAUGUCCCUUCGCCUGCACUGUUCAAGCUCGCCUUAACUUUAUGGCCAAAAUGUCGAUCUCUUGUGGGUUUCAUCUCUCUUGUCUUUCAUCGAUCUCUUCUAUCGGCGUGGUAUUGAAAAUCUAAGAUAAGUAGGCGGUUGCUAUGGUGGGACCUCCUGGAAGGAGCAGAGUCCGAUUUCAAGAGUUAUUCAGCAAAAUCCAUACAGCCAUGGAUCUAACUCCAAGUUCUCCUAUCUGAAACCAGCUGGGUGAGCUUUGUGGGCCCGAGCCAGUUUGUGCCCACCUGCCACCGUCAGGUCAUCCAGACCAGGAAACGUCACCUCCGUGAGUGGAGUUGGCCCCGCACAAACAUGGCAGACAAGGUGCUGUACAGUACCCCAAAGGUCACCAAUCGGCCCCCGCCAGUCCCGGUGCUGCCCCCCGAACCCAUCGACAUCAUCCGCGUCAAGGCCCGAUCUCGGAGGGUCAGGCUCAAUGUCGGAGGUCUAACGCAUGAGGUCUUAUGGCGAACGCUGGACCGCCUACCCAGAACCCGCCUGGGACGGCUAAGAGACUGCAACACCCACGAGUCGUUGCUGGAGGUCUGCGACGACUACAGCCUCCCCGAGAACGAGUAUUUCUUCGACCGCCAUCCUGUGGCCUUCUCUUCCAUUCUCAACUUCUACAGAACUGGGAAACUGCACAUGAUGGAGGAAAUGUGCGCCCUGUCUUUCGGCCAGGAGCUGGACUAUUGGGGCAUCGAUGAGAUCUACCUGGAGUCGUGCUGCCAGGCGCGGUACCACCAGAAGAAAGAGCAGAUGAACGAGGAGCUGAGGAGGGAGGCGGAGACUCUGAGAGACAAGGAAGGGGAGGAGGAGGAGGAGGAGCUGGGCUGCUGUCCCGACCAGAGGCAGAAGCUCUGGGAUCUCCUGGAGAAGCCCAGCUCAUCCGUGGCGGCAAAGAUCCUGGCUAUGAUCUCCAUCCUAUUCAUCGUUAUUUCCACAAUUUCGUUGUCGCUCAACACUUUGCCAGAGCUGCAAGUUGUGGAUGAAUUUGGCCAGUUUAAUGACAACCCGAGCCUAGCCCACGUGGAAGCGGUGUGCAUCGCCUGGUUCACGAUGGAGUACUUGUUGCGCCUGCUGUCAGCACCCAACAAGUGGAAUUUCAUCAAAGCACCGCUAAAUAUUAUCGAUUUGCUGGCUAUAUUGCCUUACUACGUGACACUCUGCCUCACCGAAUCUAACAAGAACGUAAUGCAGUUCCAGAAUGUGCGCCGUGUGGUCCAAAUUUUCAGAAUAAUGAGGAUUCUGAGGAUACUGAAGCUGGCCAGGCACUCCACGGGACUCCAGUCUUUGGGCUUCACUUUGCGGAGGAGCUACAAUGAAUUGGGUCUCCUGAUCCUCUUCCUAGCCAUGGGCAUUAUGAUCUUUUCUAGCUUGGUGUUCUUUGCUGAGAAAGAUGAGGAUGCCACCAAAUUCACGAGCAUACCUGCCUCUUUCUGGUGGGCUACAAUUACGAUGACCACUGUCGGUUAUGGAGACAUCUACCCACAAACCUUGCUGGGGAAGAUUGUUGGGGGGCUCUGCUGCAUAGCCGGUGUGUUGGUCAUUGCACUUCCCAUCCCAAUCAUUGUCAACAACUUCUCUGAGUUUUAUCGAGAGCAGAAGAGGCAGGAGAAGGCCAUCAAGAGGAGGGAAGCUCUCGAAAGAGCCAAACGAAGCGGAAGUAUCGUUUCUAUUAAUCCCAAAGAGGCUUUUGCACGUAACAUGGAACUCACAGAUGUGCUGAUCGAAAAGAAGGAAGAAAGUAAGUGUCCAGUGGACAACCACUUGUCACCUAGCCGCUGGAGUUACCAUAAACGCUACUCCAAUGCAGAUUUGGGCAGCCCGGGCCAGUCAAAUCUCUCGUCUCUUUACCAGGAAGUGGGCUCACCUGACUGUCCCAAGCCCUUGACAAACAAAGCCAGCAGCCCUCAACACCUCAACAUUAAGACCGUAGAAUGUGCUUUUGACAAGAAAACCCUUUCCCAGGAGAAGCGAGACAAACUUAUCGAAGAAGAGGUGGGCAUGAAUGUGUUGCAGCCCCCCCGAACCCAAGAAACGUCCUCCGCCAGAGGUGCGAGGACAUGCAACAACAUGGCUGAGGAUUUUUCAGGGGAAAGACGAGAAAAAAGUUCUCUGAUUCCCGGUGUUGGCGGUAGUCAAAGUAGUGCAAGACAACUGUGUGCACCCCCUCCCUUGGAUCUGCGUCAGAUUAGUGCAGCGGAGAUACAUAAGACCACUGACGGCGCCCAACCGGUGGCAAUUAUAAAAGAGGGGCUGUACAGGUUUGUGUCCGCCCCCAACGUGAACACAGCUGCAGACAGCACCUGCGGCACUUCCACAGAUUAUGGCAGCCUGCAAAAGACAAUAGACCACAAGGUUGACCUCACCGGAAGCCAGGAUGACGCGCUUAUGGCAGUGAUGACACCUUUGGCCACCCCCGCUUCCGCCGGCACAGCCAAGCUCUCUCAGAGACUGUCAGACGACAAGAUUUCCAGAUUUUCAUCACGGCUCAGCUCUGGAACACAAGACGCUAAAUCCCCGCUGGCUCUGCUACAAUCUCCAUCCCUGGUUGGGCAAUCUGUUAGUCCAAGCAACUCUCAGGGGGAAGGUGAGGGCUCAGCAGCCAAGAGAUUAGAGGGUGAAGGGCAGCUCACAGGCUUAAGCCACCAGGGGAAGAGUUCUACCGUCGGCUCAGGAAGCUGCACGAGCCCUCUGCCGAAGACCAACCUGCGCAACUGUUCCCAGGAGCUGGUAACUAUGGACGGAAGGGGAAGGGAGGCGGCACCUCAGGUUGGGGAGAGACAAGAAAACCAUAUACUGGCACCCUCCAAUGAAACUAGCAUGUGAGCCCAAACGUGCAGGGCUUAAUUCACCGAAGUGGUAGGCUUACUGAAAGUUACCAUCAAUCUAUGGAAGGGAUGAACUUCUGUCAUAUCCCUCUCAGUACUCUACCAGUAUGGACUAUUGCCUGAUCCGGUUGUAUCUCUGAAUAUGAGGGACGUAGGACAAUCCUGUAUACUGCCAGUGUACAAUCUAAAGAACAUGGUCACAAGAAAGUAUUAGAUUUCUUUUUACAUAAACACUUAGGGCCCGGUGGCACGGUGGACGACUGGUUAGCACAUCCGCCUCACAGUUCUGAGGACCGGGGUUCAUAUCCCGGCCCCGCCUGUGUGGAGUUUGCAUCUUCUCCCCGUGCCCGCGUGGGUUUUCUCCGGGCACUCCGCUUUCCUCCCACGUCCCAAAAAACAUGCGUGCUAGGUUGAUUGAAGACUCUAAAUUACCCUUAGGUGUGAAUGUGAGUGCGGAUGGUUGUUUGUUUCUAUGUGCCCUGCGAUUGGCUGGCGACCGGUUCAGGGUGUACCCCGCCUCUCGCCCGAAGAUAGCUGGGACCCUAGUGAGGAGAAGCGGUACAGAACAUGGAUGGAUGGCACUUAGGGCUCUGUUUUUGUGACCGGCGUAAAUCCGAAGUGGCAGGCAGCGCAAAUCUCUGCGGAGGCUGGUUCGACCAGGUUUUCGUGAUUUCGCAGACACGCACAAAAAUGGCAUAUUUAAAAAAUGGCGGUCUGCGAACACAGCCGAUUUUCAUUCAGCGCCUCUCCUUCCCUUUAAACGCAUCGCAAUGACAGUCUCGCACGGAGACGUGUGAAAUCUCUGUGCGGAAGAGGCUGGAGCCACUGCUCUUGGCUGUUGUGGCAACAGAUAACAUGAGCGGGCACCCUUAUUAAAUACAGAAUGAGCUGGCGACGUCAAUAUUUCCCCGGACCUCAUCAAAAUCUGUCUGCCUGCGCCCCGAUCAGAAUCGCUUUGGACCAGGAGUCUACCUAUUGUGGUCCCGGCGGGCAAAAGUUUAGACAAGGACAAGGACACACCCUUGUAGCGCCGGUAGGACUAGCUUGGUGCAGACCGGUCUGCCAAAUUAGCAUUACACGCACAGCGAGCCUUACACUAGCAAGAAGAUCAAGAUAUGCAUCCUGCCACAGAUGCAUCGACUCUGGAAAUAGAGCCCUUGGAAACCCAUAAUCAUUUUUGACCACAGAUGACUCGCACGUGAACAUAAACAAAGCUGCGAGUGAAUGCAAAGGAAAUUUGUCAUGCACUUGUACAUCCCUUUCUAUUGUUUCAAUUCAGACUAUGACACCAAUGGCAUACAUAAGAAUUCUGCACAAUCUUUUGCAAUACAUGAAAUACAUUUGCUCCAUGGCUCCUCAGUCUCUCACGCUUUAUGUACUGUAUUUGAAAUGCAGCCCUAAGCAUAGUCAAAUAUAUUGGUUGAGCCAUGGUGUAUAUUCGUAUGCUUGUACGGUACUUCAUUUUUACGCCUCAAAAUAAGUGAUGUAACGGGGACGCAUGAGGAACAGCAAGUUAUUCGAUUUGCCGUUUGUCCACGGGGGGACAAGUGCAGAGUAGCAAGAGUUUCCAAAGAGUAAAGAUAGAUUGCAAAGUGCAUAGACUUAAUCAAUAGCGUGACAAAAAGUACGACUUUCAACUCUGCCUGAGUCGCAGCUCUGAGGCUCCUGUCAUAAAUAGUGUCAUAACAAAUCAAGGGGCCUUGACACAUUCCAGAGCCCAUCACUUACUCACUUGCAAGUAAGUGCACUCGUGCAUGCGCCUAAACAAUUUGGUCUCUAUGAGACUUGUGUUUGUCUUAUGUUAGUCUCUUAGUUGGUGACAUCUGAAAUAGGUGUGUAGGCCAAGAAACGUAAGCAAUAAAUGGCCCAGUGCUCUGCCCAAUGUUUGCUUAUUAUAUGCAAAUAUAGUGUCCGUUGUAUUGUCUUAUUUUCUCUCACGGUGGAAUGCUGAUGCCAGAGUCUAUCCGAGGUGCUAAGCAAGGCUUCGGCCUCUUACAAUACACAGUGAAUGCAUAGUGUCAGUUGAGGGGUAAGGGUUAAACUAUUGAUUAGACGACACAACCUUGCUAAUUGUCAACAUAACUUCAGUCAUUCGUGAGUCUGAAUUCGUUUGACAGUUCAAGUCACAAAAGGUCGGAAUUCCUCUCAAGUGCGCCUUGAAACAAUUUUUACAAACUCAUCGAGCCAGACUCCCAACAAAGGAGCGCCGAUGUUUUGUGGAAGUAAUUGCACGUUUAGACGAAAUUUCUCUGGAAGUCCCGUAAAGGCUACACCCCGACACACGUUUUUAUUGUAUGAUGAUGUGAACGUGCGAGUAUGUGUGUUUUGGGGUUAUUUUCAUUGGAAAGAGUUCCCCCCUCAAGGCACCUCAGGGGCAACCGAAUGAUGGCAUUUUCGCAUCUCAGGAAUGUUUUUGGGGAUGCAUCGCAUGUUCGAAUUAAUGCAUGGCUGACAUACUGUAUUAUCUGUCAGAUUCACUUGUAUGGACAAAAAUGUCAUAGAGAGAGAGAUAUGUGUAUCGUUGGAGCAUUGCUACGAGCACAUGAAACAUGAACCAUGAAUUGUUUUUGUAAAUACAUAGCCAGUCUAUGUAGAUUGACACAUCUCUUUUGUGUGUGUGUGUGUGUGUGUGUCUAAUAACAGUGAUUGGCUGCAUUUUUAUAAGACAAUGGCGCUGUAUGUUUGUUGUUGUUGACAUCUAGAUAGAUGUAAACAUGGGUGCCUUUUCAUAAAUAGACCAUUUAUGAGAAGGUGGAAGAAAAAAACAGUAUACUAAGAGUAGGGAGAUUUUCUCUUGUUCUUGUUUAAUGGACCCAUUAUGUUGACAUGCAAAUCGUCUCGUUUGCUUGAACUUCAUUGUACAGUACUCCGCAUGACCUCAUUGCGUCUCAUCCGCUAACAUCGCCUACAGUUUUAACCUCAGCGUGUUCCGCAACUUCACUCUGAUUUUCUCCGAGUUUGAUCAGCUUCAAACAGAUUUAGCACACCAUCGCAAUUCCAACGUGGACAGUGCAGUACAUUUAAAGUCCACUCUUGAUCUAAAUCUACGGCUCAUACGGUGUCCUUGAACUGCAGCAUCUAUAAAUAAAUCCAAUAUGGUUAAGAAGUUUAAUUAUGGGAUUACAACAACAAAAAAUCACAACAUUAACUGAUGACCUCAAACUAUAACACUUUAGUCUUGUCUAAGACAAACUUGUACACAACCACAUUUCACAAAAAAAACUGUAUUUGUAAGUGUGGCUAUCAUCAUCUAAAUAUUGGAAGACAUUUUUUUUUUUUUUUAAAGGCCAUAUUUCCAACAGGAAAUGUAUUUUGUGAGGUUCAUCAUCAUCUUUCUAGUUUCACAGAAAUGUAAUAAUUAGUCAAGUGCAUUACAACAGAUACCUAGUGAAUAGUGACUUUUCAUUCAGUUACUAAUACAUGCAAAAUAAAUAAAUGUGUCUAUCACCUCA
Molecule: messenger RNA, 6403 nt
Organism: Phyllopteryx taeniolatus (common seadragon)
Lineage: Eukaryota; Metazoa; Chordata; Actinopteri; Syngnathiformes; Syngnathidae
Product: potassium voltage-gated channel subfamily B member 2-like
Exons: 3
Coding region: 430-2949 (839 amino acids)
Biological process (GO): potassium ion transmembrane transport; protein homooligomerization
Cellular component (GO): voltage-gated potassium channel complex; membrane
Molecular function (GO): delayed rectifier potassium channel activity; protein binding
Source: RefSeq, a predicted model, not a curated record